AUGGAAUGCGCUGAUGAUGUAUCGUGUCUGCGCGAAAAGUUUAGCAAUCCCACUCAAAAUAUCCUGUCCAUCCGUUAUGCCUUUUUCCAGUCGGAGCUGGUGGAGACAUCAAGCAUUCGAGAGGAAGUCGUGGACCUGAAAGAAAUAAAGAAUGGUCAUUCUGAGAUUAAGACCGAGGUUAUCGAUGUGGAACCGAUCGCCAAGAUGGACAACCGCUUCUUUGGCGAGCUUCUUGCCGAGGUUUACCGUAAAAACAGCGAUAUUCACACCUGCAUCUCCGAGCAUGUGGCCAAGAUUCGUGGAAGGAAACACCUUCUGGACCCCACCAUUGACUACAAGGUGGAAAAAGAAGAAAUCGAGAGUGUCAUUCCUGAAGGAGUGUCCGAACUGACUAAGCAGCAAAUCCGCUACCUGCUGCAGACUCGUAUGACGGCUGAUAAGACCAUGCGUCUGUUGAUGGCCACAUUCAGCAGUCUGCGAGAGGAGCUAGUGCAUAUGCAGGAUGAUCUGAGGCGUCUGGAGAGCGAGAAGGAGGAGCUGGAGAGAGAUCUGAGCUUCAAGGCAGAUCAGGCUCUGCAAUACGACCGACUACUGGAGACCGUUCGGGAGCACAACAGACAGCUGCAGGCUUCUGUGAAGGAAAGUAAUAAUGCUCAGCGUAUUCUAGAAAGUCAGCUACUGACCAUGCAGAGCAAGGACCCCAGCAAAGACUUCCAAAUUAAAGAAUUGGAGGGCAGCAAAAGAGCUUUGGAGCAGGAGAACGAGCUGCUCAGGAAGAAGCUGGCCGGGCAGUGCAGUAGUUCGACUGUCCAAAUCAAAACACAGGAGCUGUCCAGAGAGUAUGAACAGAUGCUGAGAGAUCUACGAGAGGAGAAGGACAGAGAACUCAGUAACCUGCGGAGUCAACUUGUAAAGAUCCAGACCGAGCGCACUAUUAUACAGACCUCUGACAGCGGUUUGGAGAUGCGUAUCUCUGAGCUUCUGUCCAAACUAGAGCAGCGUGAAAGUGUCAUCAAACACCAGGAAGAGGAAAUCAGACGACUCAAACAGCAGAAGACCGACUCCAACUCCAGCAGUACAACGAGGACUGUCGUUACCAAGAGAUACAUGAACCAGUACCCUAUUCUGGGUCUGCUGAGUGACGAGUACCAGUACACACCACCCAUUAAAGAGGACAGGACUGUCAUCAUCGAGAGUACGGGGGUCAGCACGCGAGUCAUCUAGACUGAAUGAACAGGAAGAAGAUUUAGAGGCCUCCCCGUGUUCCCGUCCAAAUCUCAUUCCCUCCCUCUCUCUGCCUGCAUGCUGCCCUCCUUCCAGUGGAUUCUAUUGGUGAUGGUGGCGCUGACUUUUUAGUUUCCAUGCUUUGGAUUUGAAUAAUGCCGUAUGAAGUAAGAACAAGAAUGGCGUUUAAUUUAUUAUACAUACUACUGAUAGUUAUUUUUAUAUUUUUGAGUCCUAUGAUGCGCCACAAACUUUAGCAGCCUCCUGUCAACACUACGGUAAGCAUGUAAAUAUAUGGAGAGAAAUGAUUUGCAAGUAUCAUAUACGGUACCUUGGUAGGAAUAAAAGUUGAGCAUUGGCAGUAAUGUAAAAGGUGAUUCCUGGUUGGUUUUCUUAUUCAUUUGGGCAUAUUCAUUAUGCUAAUUCUAUUCGGUUUCUAUUCUAUUUUUGGCUGAAUAAAAGUAUUCAUUUAAAAUAAUAAUAAUAAAAAGAACUGAUCCCAAACUUUUAAACAGUAGUGUAUACAUAAACCGGUAUAGUGUAUCUGAAAACAGGAAAUAACAUUGUUUACAAAACUGACACAAGGAGGCGCCAACACAGUAAUAACACAGUCUUAUUUAUUGGUUUGGCUGAUACUUUGGUAGACCUCUAAUAUGUAAUGUAAGCUGGUGAGGGGUUUUACUGCUUUAAAGUGGUUGAUAGCACAUGGGGUAACAGUGAUUUCUGUAGGCUAUCUAUACAUUCUCACAACUAAACUGUACGGAAAAAAGAAAUCUGCCAAAUGGUCAACUUUGUACUAUAUCUAAACACUGGUUAGAAGACAUUUUUUAAACAAAAUUAACAAACAGAAAAACUCUGCUCCGUAGACACUGGCAGCUAUAGGGCUUUUUUUUUUUGUCUGAAACCGCUGGGAUGUUUUUGUCAUGGUACAUUGAAUAUUUCUACAAUUUCUGCAUGAAUCAAGUGGUUUUUCCACUAUAUUAUUCUUCAUAAGACUCUGAGACUUGCUAUGUUUGAGUGUGGAGUUUACCUUUAUUUCUGUGCAAUUGUUAGACUUGAGACUGCUGUGUGAUGUCAUCAAGCAGUAGAUCGAAGCAUUACAGGUAGCUUGGAUGUCUAGACAUUUUUUAAAUAUCUUGAUGUGACCAAAGAAAGUCUGCUCUUUGAACUCUACAACAAUACUGUGUUCACGUGAUAUCCUGACUCAAUGCAUCUUAUCUGUUUAAAUGUUGGGGUGCCCCUUUAAAUUCUUAAACUUUACAAUCAGAGUAUUCCAUCUGCAGCAUUUAUCUCUUUUGUGGAUGUAACUUUACAUCUUGUAACUGUUUGUGCUUGAAAUAAAGAAUUUUUUGAACUCUUGA
This is a messenger RNA of Carassius auratus (goldfish), 2585 nucleotides long. Its product is annotated as protein POF1B-like. The record is from RefSeq and is a predicted model, not a curated record. Gene Ontology annotation, biological process: actin filament organization; epithelial cell morphogenesis; bicellular tight junction assembly. The transcript is spliced from 12 exons. Lineage: Eukaryota; Metazoa; Chordata; Actinopteri; Cypriniformes; Cyprinidae. Gene Ontology annotation, molecular function: actin filament binding. Gene Ontology annotation, cellular component: adherens junction; actin filament; bicellular tight junction. The coding region runs from base 1 to 1224 and encodes 407 amino acids.